Messenger RNA from Stegastes partitus (bicolor damselfish), 4268 nucleotides. RefSeq names its product ADP-ribosylation factor GTPase activating protein 3 (gene arfgap3). The record is from RefSeq and is a predicted model, not a curated record. Lineage: Eukaryota; Metazoa; Chordata; Actinopteri; Pomacentridae. The transcript has 16 exons. Gene Ontology annotation, molecular function: GTPase activator activity. Gene Ontology annotation, biological process: COPI coating of Golgi vesicle. Bases 89 to 1687 code for a protein of 532 amino acids.
AUUAUUGAGACAAAACACGGGGCUGUUUUUGAUGCUAUUCCUCUAACCACUGAGCACUGGGCAGGUAUUAUUACCAACAGGUGAAACAAUGGCAGAACCCAGCAAGCAGGAUAUUUCUGCUAUUUUUAAGCGGCUCCGCUCGGUUCCUACGAACAAGGUUUGCUUUGACUGUGCAGCUAAAAACCCCAGCUGGGCCAGCAUCACCUAUGGAGUAUUUCUCUGUAUAGAUUGUUCUGGGACUCACAGGUCUCUGGGAGUCCACCUGUCUUUCAUCAGGUCCACUGAGCUGGAUUUUAAUUGGUCGUGGUUCCAGCUAAGAUGUAUGCAAGUGGGAGGCAAUGCCAGUGCAAUCACAUAUUUCAACCAACAUGGGUGCACAGUCAGUGCUGCCAAUGCCAAGUACAACAGUCGGGCUGCUCAGCUGUACAGAGAGAAGAUAAAGAAUUUAGCCACACAAGCUACCAGACGCCAUGGAACUGAGCUGUGGCUUGACAGUCAGGCUCCUCUGUCUCCAACAUCACCAGACGACAAGCAGGUGGAUUUCUUCAGUCUGCAUUCACAGAAUCCUCCUGAAAAUUUGAACAUGGCCAAAAUGAGUCUCAGCUCCUCCACACCCGAGAAGCCUUUGACCACGGAAAAAGACGAAGAUCGAAAUGGUAAUUUAGAGGAGGGACCUAGUGUGGAAAUGCUGAGUGUGUCUCCGAAAGCAAAUCCAGAGCCCUCCUCUCUUCUCAAGAAGAAGCCAGCAGGUGCCAAAAAAACAUUGGCCUCUAAGAAGGGCGGUCUGGGUGCUCAGAAGGUGAGCAGCCAGAGUUUCUCAGAGCUGGAGAAGAAAGCUCAGGCUGCUGACAAACUCAGAGAGAAAGAAGAGAGCUCCUCUGGUGCCAAGAAGAAUAUUCAACCUGAAGAGUCCAUCGCUCCUUCCAUGCGACUGGCCUAUAAAGAUCUUGAGCAGCAGAGAAAACGUGAGGAGCAGAAGCUGAAGGGAUUAGAGGGGAAGAAGAGGGAGCAGGCUGAGAGGCUGGGCAUGGGUCUGGGCAUCAGGAGUAGUGGAGUUUCUCACUCUGUGAUGUCAGACAUGCACAUCAUCCAGCAGGAAAGUCCACUUGGAGCUAAGACCACCAAAGGGCGACGAUUUACUGACGAAGACGAGGAUGAAGGGUCUUUCAGCUCUAGGGUCCUGUCUCGGUUUGAGGAUCAAACAGAGACCUCAGAUGAUUUUUCUUCGCGGUGGAGUGAAGGACUUGAUGGAGGAGGCUGGAUGAAAGAGAGCAAGAAACCAGAGCCAGACUUCUACUUGUCCUCCACCAUAUCUUCACUUGAUGACAGGCCCACAGCCAGGAGGAAACCAGAACCAGUACCCGUCUCAGACACAGGAGAAGCUCGGAAAAAGUUUGGACAGGAUGUCAAAGCCAUCUCGUCCGACAUGUACUUUGGAAAACAAGACAACUCUGAGUACGAGGCAAAAACACGACUGGAGAGAUUUGCUGGGAGCGCCGCUAUAAGUUCAGCAGACCUAUUUGAUGAUCCAAAGAAGCAGCCCGCGAGUUCAUACCGUCUGACCGACGUGCUGCCCAGCGCUCCUGACAUGUCGCAGCUCAAGCUCGGAGUUCGCUCAGUUGCAGGGAAACUGUCGGUCAUGGCCAGCGGCGUAGUUAGCUCGAUUCAGGAUCACUACAGUUCCUGAGUCACAGUGUGUCUGGUUGGAUUCAACAUCUCUGCUUGUGCUCUGUUUAAUGUUAAAUAACAUUUCCAGUGAGUGACGGGAGCUCAUCUUGGGAGAGAAAAAGAUCAGUGUGAGGAGCCGGUCUGCAGGAUUUACCCCAAAAUUACUCUGUAUAUAUCUAUACCCAGUUUAGAUAUUGUAUAGGCUCAACAGAUGCUAGACUCAAAUCAAAAUGAGCAAAGCACAACUUUUUCUGCAGACAUCACGAAGGGAGGUUUCUGUAUAUAGGACAGUCAUGAAGAAUAUUUAGUUUACAUUCUAUUGCUUAGUUUGCUUUGAGGUUUGGGGGUUUAAAUAUUUAGAAAAAAUUUAUGUAGCAGUCUGAGACGGUUUGUGGUGUUAUGAAGGAGGGGUUACCUAUUUGAUUUCGUUAGCUGAAGAGGUCAAAAUCUAAAUAGGGGAGACAGUUCUGUUGUAAUUGCUUAACUGGACAACACACUCUUGCUCAUGCUCAACAUGCACUCUCUAGUGUUGUUUUGUGCUUUUCUUGUGCACAUUGAUGCAGGUUUAAAAGUGUCCUUUCUGUCCCCAAAGUGCAAUUAUGUUUGCUCUUCCACAGACAGGACCAAAAGCUGAUAAAGAGGCCUUGGGGGACCAGAUAUAUAUAUUUCUUAAUUGACUAUCAGUUAUGUAAACUGAUGAUUGAUGGCCUCUUUAGCACAUAAGCGUCAUUAUUCUGUGAAUAGCAACUUUUUAAAAUUGUUUUGUUGGCCUUGCAGAUGUAAUUACAAAAAGCCAGGAUGACAUGUUGAAGCAGCUGUUAAAUAUGAAGUUUAGAGGAAUACACAAGGAAUAGUAAUGCGCAUUUGCUGAGAGUUAGAUAAAAAUAUCCACACUACUUUAAUAUGUUAGUCAGGCUGGCUGUUAGCUUAGUUUAGCAUGAAGACCAAAAAUGCUUAGCCUGGCUCUGUUCAAAGCCGGUUUUCCUGCAAAGAGGAAUUUUUGGUGCCCUCCAAAGACCAGUUUUGUUCACUGGGGUUUCAGUUACCCCCCAAAGGCUCAUUCUGAGCCAUGAAGAACUUUGCAAAGCCACCAAAAUCUGCCUGCCACCAGCUCUAAAGCUCACCGAUUAUAUGAUUGUAUAUUCUCUACAAAUACAGAAUACUACAAAGUGUAAAAACAGAACAAUGUACACCGUACACAAGCUCUAUUUACAACAUUGCCUGUUACUACUCACAGAUGAGAAAAAGACUUAAAGCAGCCAAGUGGUGUCAGGUCUUCUCAGCUAAUUCUCAGCAAAAUUUCAAAAGUAUCUGCCUAUUCCUUGAAAUGACACUCUUAACAAAUCAACCCAACUACACCAGAAUUAACCUUCUUGAUGAAGGUCAGUUGCACUAUUUGUUAAAUUAUUUUUUUUCCUCAGUCCAGUUGUUUAGAAUUAGACACUAUGGUCAAUGUUGUAAUAUAGAGAUUUAUUGAACUUAGAGGGGUGCCUUUAAUGAGGUUUUGGUUUGAAUUUUGUUGAAAUCUCUAUGUAGAUGUUUGUGGUGAAUUUCAAGAUUGUAGCCUUUGGUAUAUGAUCUAAUAGCACAUUCUAAGGACUGUUGAAUGCCAGGAUUUCCAGAUGUGGUGAGACCUUUUUGUAGCUUUCAGGCCUCAUUUCCACUUCAAAAAUGAAUGCAAACAGUCCCUUUAAAACCUUCAGAGUUCCAUUUUUGUUAAUGUAACACACUGCCAAGGUGUUUUCUUUAAUUAAGAGAGAUGGUGAAACAGAAACAGCACGAUGGUUUGUGCCAUAGUGGGAUUUGGGGUUUGAUUUUGAAAAACAGUACGGAAGCAGCUGUUAUCUGCUCCUGGCUUUGAUAUUAAAAAAACUGCAGCUUAUGCUUUAGCAUUUCAGCAAAGUUUUCCAUCAUAUUAACAAUUCUACAUCUAGUAUAAAAUUGUUCGAUUAAGGGACUAGUGUUUUGUGAGCCCAGACUUUACACAGGAUGAAGGUAUUAUUGAGCAAAUUCUGUACUGUUGACACCUCUCAGGAGUUUGUUUUGAUGUGGUAGAAUAUGAAACACUAAAAGAGAACCAAGAGCUGUACGUCCUUCAGUGACCGAAUAUUUUUUUACACCCAUCACUUUAUGCCUUAGCCCAAAGAUCUUUAAUUAGCACACUCUAAUGUUGCAAUAUUGUGGAGUCUUUUAGUUACCUUUUUGCACAUAAUUUGUUAGAAAUCGCAUGUGGCAGCUUUUGCUUGGGUGUACUGUAAUUGUUCGCCUCUAAGUUUACACGUCCAUGUUCAACUUCCGUUUUGUUGAUCUUUGUAAGAUUGUUUGUGUCUUCUGCUGUGGAAUAUUGUUGAAUGUUACAUAGAAGAAUAGCAGCUUGUGUAACUUGCAUGGCCCUUGUAGCUUGUAGAAUACACAUCCUGAAUAAAAGAUGUUAAGUAAUAGCUGUAUAGUAGGCUACGGACUGCUACAUACAAUGUAGUAUAGGGCUUUGAAUUACCAUUUACAGGAAGCUACUGAUAAUCCGAUUUUGACAAUUUUUGACACUCAAAAUGUAGGUAAGAAUUUUGGAAAACAUGCCAAAUAAAUGGCUUGUGGCUAAA